AUGUACGGAAGUCGGGUAGUUAGUCGCAAUGUUCAGGCUCAAGAGGUUCCCGAAGAAUUCCAGGAUCCGACCCUCAUGAAUGCUGUGCCGUUCGCCGACAUGACGGACGGAUUCGUUGCCGCAUUCCCAACUCUGGAUCGAGCCACUGUGCAUGAUAUCGUCUACCGACACGGAGCCUAUCCGGAUGUUGUCCUGGACGAGCUUUUGCGCGCUUCGGAAAGGAAGGAAUCGGCGAGGACUUUGCAAAGGACUGGUGCGAGACCGAAACAGUGCGUCGCGUCGACUUCGUCUCACGUGUGCCCUCCCAAUUGCGGAAUGCCAAUGGACACAAGUGGGGAGUUUAAGCGCGUCUCGGGAGAUUAUAACUUGAAAGAGUUCUUGUCUCAGACUGAGUUGCUCAAGCUCAGAGUCGACAUGGUUCAGGACAUGCUUCCGGAUGCUGACCCGCAAUUCUUGGAACAGGAGAUAAAGAAACUCGGCGGCGAUGAAAUGCGCAUUUCGGAUUGGAUCGACCAAAUGUUGAUUACGAAGAAGUACCCGAAGUUCAUGGAUUUUCUGAAAGGCCGCGAAAUCGGCGGUGUCAUUGAAUCUCACAAAACGAUGACAGCUUCGGAAUUCUUGAGGGGAAUUUCCGAACCGGAGAAGGUUUACUCUCGAAAGGACAGGAUCGUCACGGAGCAAUAUAAGCAACUCUGCCGAGCUUAUUUGUACCUCUUGUACCCUUCACGCAAGGCUGAGGUCAACAACAGUAUGAUAAAAAAUAAUUCCUUGCUCUUCCCGUCGAUCAUUCUCAUGGAACAGUGGUUUGGGCCGCAGAAAUAUUGGACCUACGAGUUCUUCCAGGCCGACGGCAUUGUUGAUGUCACGUUCAUCCAAGAGUUCACUUUCAUGCGUCUUCGGCAUGAAAUUGCGACUUUGUCUGCUGCGAGUCAACGACAGCGCAUGGAAAUUUUGUCGGAAGCGCGUGCGAACGGCGCCCUCUACAAGUGCGAGGUGUGUUUCGACGAGGAGUUCACCAUUGUCGAAGUCGUUCAGUGCGGAGAGCAAGGACACACGUUCUGCAUUACUUGUGUUCAAAAGCACGCGGAAGUGUGUGCUACUGAGAAACGAUCCAAAGUGAACUGUUUGCAUCCAAAGUGUCCUGGGUCUUAUUCUCUGUCCGAUAUCUUCGGGCUGCUGCCUGAGAACCUGUUCGGCGCUCUGCUGCGAGAAGAUCAGAAUGAGCAACUGCGUGCCGCUGGAUUGCAGGAGCUGGUGGAAUGUCCAUUUUGUUCCUUCGGAGCUGUUGUUGAAGACAAGACGAUGACGGAGUUUCAGUGCCUGAAUCCGGGCUGCGGGAAGAGAUCUUGCAUCGCAUGUAAGAAGACACACUCGCCGACGGAUAUGUGUAAAGUCGUGCAGAGAUCUGCCCAAAAAUUGAUGGAAGAGAAGUUGUCUGAAGCUGUUGUUCGGAGCUGUCCUUGGUGUAAGAAAUCCUUGGUUAAGGCGGAUGGGUGCAAUCACAUGAGUUGCCGUUGUGGGAAGUCAUUUUGCUAUCUCUGUAGGAAACCGCUUCACGGGGAAAAUCCUUGCUCCAACGCGAGGUGCCGGGAAUUUGUGGGCACGGAAGAAAUUCAUAAUAUUGAUCGUCAAAAUGCGUCGGUCGCCGGAGAAAGGGAGAUUCGUCAAAGAUACGGAUCCGUGCAGGGUAUUCCGGAUGAGCUGCUCAAGCACCUCAGGCCAGUCUGGAGUGAGGAUGUCGCCGAAACGUGUGGCCCCAUCGUUGUAAAUAUCGUUCGCUCCUUCGCGGAGAUGAAGUUGGUAUGGGACGACCUGGGGUUAUCAAUGGAGGACCAGCGAGAUCGAAAGGAUCGUUUCGCCAAAAACAUCAAGAGACACGUGGAUGAUAUGAGGAAGGGCGAAAAUUCGUUGCGAGCGAGAAUCAUACAGGAAAAUGUCGAGUUGGGUCGGGAAAUUGAUCGAUUUUACGACGAUCUCGAUGCCGACAUUCAGCCUGACGACAAAGUACUCGUCUUGAAAACUAAACUGGAGAAGGAAGUGAACCGUUUAGUUGCCUUGAAGGAGAAGAUGUUGGAAGAUUUGAUCCUCAAGAAGAACGAAGAACGAUUGCUGUGUGAUGAACUCGGUAUGCCACCCUUGCCGAUUUCUGCCGACAAAGUCCCCACCGAACAAGACAUGAAGGACCUCGAUAGUCAGAUCUCGAUGCUCAAGAAAGAAAAAAUCUCUCGCACGCAGAAGUUUGAGUUGCAUCGGUCCAAAAUUAUCGACCUUUGGGAUCAGCUCGGUCUUGUUGCCAGCGGUGGAUUCGAAUCGGACAUAACUCAGAGUACAAUGAUCUUAUCGAAAGAAAACCUGGAGAAGAUGCAUGCGUUGGAAAGUGACUUACUCGCUAAGCUGGAUCUAGCCGAAUUGAAGUUUGCUAAAUUGAAAAGAGAAAUCGAGCUACUAUGGGACCUCUUGGAACGGAAUGAUUUGCAAGUGAACCUUUUCCGAGACAAGCAUUUUGGCAUCCGGGAAGAAAAUUUUACAGAAAUGGAAGCCGAACUGGAGAAACUGUUGGGCGAGAAGCUGGAAAAGAUUGCAUUCUUCAUCACGAAAAUGAGAACGCACAUCAAGGAUAUGUGUGACAGCCUCAUGUACGGACCAGCUACCACUGAAGCCAUUGAAAGUAUGCUGCCCAGGGACGAUCCCCAAGGGGAACUGGACCAGCUGGAAGAAAUCCAGGAACAACUUUGUCAAGAACUGACUGCUCGUCAACCUGUUCUGGUCAAAGUGCGCAAGUGGUUGAAUAUGGUGGCCGACUUUUCUCGUCUUCAGUCUGAAAGCAUGGACCCGCGUCGCCUGAAUAACCGUGGAGGUGCUCUUCUCCAACUGGAGAAGGAGAAAUCUAAGUUAUCCAAGGGAAUUCCUGAGCUAGCUCAGAAGCUGAAGUCAGAAAUUGGCGAAUGGGAAACCUCCCACGGCAAAGACUUCAAAGUGAUGGAUGAACGCUUUAUGGACAAAAUCGAGGAUCACUUGAAAUCUGUGAAAUUGGCACCUGCUUCUGCUCGGAAGCCAAUUUCUUCGUGCAACACAACGCUGAAGCGACCUGCGAAUGUUCUGGCAGAUGGAAGCACUGUUAAGAGGCCUCGUAUUGCAGGUCAGCAGGAGAAACUCCCGCAAAGUGCCCCUAGGGUCGGCGCAAUUGAAGAGACGAUUGCCUCAGUUGACGAUUUUCAUGCAUUUCAGAUCGGCAUUAGUUCCGCCACAAAGGUACGCCCUCUGAGACGCGGGGAUAGGCUUGUUCAACACCGGAUGAACCUUUUUUCAAAGCAGGCGGGACGCACGCCGUUGAACGAAUUAGCAGGACCCGCACUUGACGGACUUCUCACAUCCACACAGCUUGAAUCCCCGUCCAAGCGUCGCUUCCCAAAAAUCGGCGACGAAUUUUCCCGCGAAGUUACGUGA
Notodromas monacha is the source of this 3447-nucleotide messenger RNA. The record is from the annotation of a GenBank genome assembly. NCBI's taxonomy places the organism in Eukaryota, Metazoa, Arthropoda, Ostracoda, Podocopida, Cyprididae.